UUUCGCGGCAAAAAGGAUUUGGCGCGCAAAGGCGCGCGGGGCCGGCGCGCCGAACAAUCCGGCGGCGGGCGCACCGGAGCCGGAGCCGGAGCCGGAGCGCAGCGGCUCCGCGCCCGCCAUGGGCCGCGCCCCUGUCCGCGCCCUGCCCGCCGCGCCGCCCGCCGCACCGCCGGCACCGGCUGCCAUGUGAGCCAUGGCGGCGGCGGGCGGCGCGGCGGGGCUGGCGGCGCUGCUGGGCAGCGCCUCCCCGCACCUCCUGAUCGUCUCCGCCGCCGCCGAGGAGCCCGCGGGCGGCGGCCACCCCGAUACCGACCUCCUGCUCUUCGCCACGCCGCAGCCCGCCCUCCCCGGCGCCGCGCCCAGACGGCCCGCGCUGGGCCGCCCGCCGGUGAAGAGGAAGCUGAAUUUGGAGACGGAUCACCAGUACAUAGCAGAGAGUUUGCCAGUGAGCCGGGGCAAGGCCAGGAACCCUGCUAAAGGGGCAAAGUCUCCUGGAGAGAAGUCCCGCUAUGAAACCUCCCUGAACCUCACCACCAAGCGCUUCCUGGAGCUGCUGAGCCAGUCCCCAGAUGGUGUGGUGGACCUCAACUGGGCGGCCGAGGUGCUGAAGGUGCAGAAGAGGCGCAUCUACGACAUCACCAACGUCCUGGAGGGCAUACAGCUCAUCACCAAGAAGUCCAAGAACCACAUCCAGUGGCUGGGCAGCCAGGCCGCCGUGGGAGCGCCGGGCCGGCACCGGCUGCUGGAGAAGGAGCUGCGGGAGCUGCAGGCGGCCGAGCGGCAGCUGGAUGACCUCAUCCAGAUGUGCACGGUGCAGCUGCGCCUGCUCACCGAGGACCCCGCCAACCAGCACGCAGCCUAUGUCACCUGCCAGGACCUCCGCAGCAUUGUGGACCCCGCGGAGCAAAUGGUGAUGGUUAUCAAAGCCCCCCCGGAGACCCAGCUGCAGGUGUCAGACCCAGCAGAGGCGUUCCAGGUCUCCGUGCGAAGCACUCAGGGCCCCAUCGAUGUGUUCCUGUGCCCCGAGGACAGCUCGGGGGUCUGCAGUCCUGUCAAGAGCCCCUUCAAAGCCCCUGCUGAGGACUCUUCUCCCAGCCAGUCACAGCCCAGAGCCCCCCUGCUCCUGCAUCCUGCCCAGGAUGUGAACAUGCCGCUGCUGCCCGGAGAGCAAGAAGCGCUGCUGCCAGGGCUGAGCGCGCUGCCCGCCAAGAGCCCGGAGCAGGAGGUGAGCCUGUCCCCGCUGGCCUCCAUGGACAUGCUGCUGGAGCAGAGCAGGGAGGACUUGGCGGGCUUCUUGGCCGAUGAGUUCAUCAACCUGUCGCCGCCGCAGGCCCAGGACUAUCACUUUGGGCUGGAGGAGGGCGAGGGCAUCAGCGAGCUCUUCGACUGCAACUUUGGGGACUUCACCCCCUUGGACUUCUGAAGCUGCGCCCGCCCGGGUGCUGGGGGGAGCUGCCAGGGCAGGGGGCACGCUGGCAGGGCAGGGCAGGGCAGGGCAGGGCUGCCCCUCUGGCUCCAGUGCCCGCUGUUGCUCCCCCAUCCCUUUUUGCAAUAUUUUCUCGUUAUCCCUCCAGCCCGCUGGCAUCCCCAGCUCCAGCCCCACAAGAGGAUGCCAGGGUGGGGUUCCCAUCUCGGGGGAUCCCCCUGUAGGGCCCUGAUCAGGGGCGACUGCCCAGGGCAGAGCCACUGCCCCCCAGGAGCCCGUUCCAGAGCUUUAAGCAGUCCUGUGUAUAGAUUAAUGAUUUGAUUAAUUUAUUAUUGUCCCCUGGGGACAGCGUUUCAUUUCCAUGGGGGUUUGGGGGGGCUGUACAGCAGAGUGGGGGUGCUGAGAGUUUUUGUUGUGCUGGGAGGGGGUGGUGGAGAUGUGGGGGGCGCUGGGUUAGGGCUGUCCCCCUGCCUGGGGGCUGCCAACAGCCUGGCUGAGCGUGGGUUAUUUAUUUAUUAUUUAUGGCGUGUGGAGCUCUCCCAGGACAUGGAGGGGGCAGGAGGACAGUGCUGGUGGGACACGGAGGGUGCCACCAGGGUCUCACCAGCACGUGCUGGCUUUGCUUGUGUCCAGAACAGGGCUGGCAGGGCCAGGGCUGUGGCAGGUGGCUGUGGGGACGGGGCUGGCUGGGGCUGGUGGCCCUGGCACCGUGUGCAUGUCCCCUCAGGGGACACAGAGGUGUCCAGGGGAAGUGUCUCUGCAGGUGAGCACCCAACGCUGUCUCCAGGCUUUCCUCCCCUCCCUCUGCAGCCCUUCAGCCUUUUGGCUCUGGCUCCCCAUCCCAGGCCGCUGGGGCUGGGAGAGGAGGGGAGGGGGGUCCUGGGGUCCCCCUGGGCCGAGCUGGAGACGCACUUUCACUUUUACUGCCAUUUAACAAGCUUGUGUUUCUCUGAGCUUUGUGUUUAAUAAAGGUUUCU
Passer domesticus (house sparrow) is the source of this 2403-nucleotide messenger RNA. It is a transcript of the gene E2F1, whose product is annotated as E2F transcription factor 1. The transcript is spliced from 7 exons. The coding region runs from base 194 to 1423 and encodes 409 amino acids. Gene Ontology annotation, cellular component: Rb-E2F complex. Gene Ontology annotation, biological process: G1/S transition of mitotic cell cycle; regulation of transcription by RNA polymerase II. The record is from RefSeq and is a predicted model, not a curated record. Gene Ontology annotation, molecular function: DNA-binding transcription factor activity, RNA polymerase II-specific; protein dimerization activity; RNA polymerase II cis-regulatory region sequence-specific DNA binding. Lineage: Eukaryota; Metazoa; Chordata; Aves; Passeriformes; Passeridae.